AUGUCCCUCAGAAGGGCUUUGUCGACCAAUGCUCAAAACGCGGCCCUCAGAACUCCGACAGUGCGGCCUGGAGAGAACAGCAUGAAGAUCUGGAAUCAAUUAGCUGGCGCAAACUUCGUCUUCGGACCUCCUCGCAAAGGCGGACCCAAUCUCAAAGACCAACGUCGAACUCUCUCCAAUACUCCUCGACUUGACAACCAGAAUAUGCUUGCUCACGCCGAACGAACCGCUAACAACAACCCUACCAGCGCCACUGCUCAAACAGCCUUCUAUUCCGCUCUUCUCCGAGCGAACAUGCCAAAGAUUGUCAUCGAGCGAUAUCAAACUGGCCGUUAUGCUUCCAACCCAGCGGCGGAUGCUACCUACCUCAAGGCUCUGCAAAUGACCGGCUCUGUUCCAGCUCCCGGCAUGCCUGGCUCAAAUGCUACCUCCGCCAGCUUGAGUCCUGAAAGAUUGCAAGCCGUGGGCCAAGCAGUAGCCGGGCAGAAUUAUGGUGGUCAGAUGGUCACACCUGGAACCAAGCCGGGAACGGGAGCUAAGGAAGCACCCCUUUAUGUUGUCGUUGAGGAGUCCUGGGGUGCGACUAUCCUGAAAUGGAUCAAGACGUUCCUAUGGGUCGGCCUUGCUGGCUAUUUCUUAUUGGUCGUUCUUACCAUGGUCGUCGAACUCACUGGAAGUUUUCGGACUCGAGUCGGACAAAACAACGAAGUACAGCCUCAGCACCAAACUGUUCGAUUCAAUGACGUCCACGGUUGUGAUGAAGCCAAGGAAGAGCUACAGGAACUGGUCGAAUUUCUCACCAACCCCGAGAAAUUCAACCAGCUUGGUGGGAAACUUCCCAAAGGCGUACUGUUGGUAGGACCGCCCGGAACUGGAAAGACCAUGCUUGCCCGCGCCGUCGCUGGCGAGGCAGGAGUACCUGUUUUCUACAUGUCUGGCUCAGAGUUCGAUGAGUUAUAUGUUGGUGUAGGUGCCAAACGUGUACGGGACUUGUUCUCCCAGGCACGGAAUAAGGCCCCGGCCAUCAUCUUCAUCGACGAGCUGGACGCCGUCGGCGGCAAGCGCAAUGCUCGCGAUCCCGCGUACGCCAAGCAGACCCUGAAUCAAUUGCUAACCGAGCUUGAUGGUUUCAGUCCUAGUACUGGAGUUAUCCUGAUUGCCGCUACGAACUACCCAGAAUCUCUUGACAAGGCUCUUACCAGACCCGGUCGAUUUGAUCGCCAUGUUAAUGUUCCGCUCCCUGACGUGCGAGGACGCAUCGAGAUCUUGAAGCACCACAUGAGGAAUGUUCCUGUUGCCGCCGACGUUGAUGCAACCAACCUUGCAAGAGCCACCAGCGGAAUGUCUGGUGCCGACCUUGAGAACCUUGUAAACCAAGCCGCCGUACAUGCAUCUCGUUUAAAGUUCAAAAAAGUUAACGCUCAAAACUUCGAAUGGGCCAAGGACAAGAUCAUGAUGGGUGCUGAGCACAAGUCUCGAAUUAUUCGGGAGAAGGACAAGGUUAUGACGGCUUAUCAUGAGGCCGGCCAUGCGCUGGUCAACAUCUUCACGCCAAGCAGCAGCCAACUCUACAAGAUGACCAUCAUUCCCAGAGGCCGUGCUCUAGGAGUUACACAUUUCUUGCCUGAAAUGGAUGCAGUUAGUAUGGGCUACGAUCAAUUUCUCGCCUCGAUCGAUGUGUCAAUGGGUGGCAGAGCAGCCGAAGAACUGAUUUAUGGACCCAACAAGGUCACCAGCGGCAUUCAGGCAGACGUCCAGUCGGCCACGCGAACUGCUUAUCAUCUUGUCACACAAUGCGGCUAUUCUGCCAAACUGGGCAAUGUCGAUCUCCACAGCGACUACAACAAUCUAUCCAGCGAGACAAAGCAGGAAAUCGAGCGUGAAGUGCGGGAUAUUGUUGAAGCAGGAAGACAACGGGCCGAUAAGAUUGUCAAAGAAAAAAGAAAAGAGCUUGAGGCUCUAAAGGAUGCCCUUCUUGAAUUUGAGACCCUUGACGCUGAAGAAAUCACAAAGGUUAUGCGAGGGGAGAAGUUAAAGCGCCUCGAAGUCGAGUUACGCGAAAAUGAAGAGAAAAAUAAUGAAAGUGGAGGGAGAGGGAACAAUCCCCAACCCAAGAAGGAUAAGGAGACUGGGCCGAAAGGCGGCGUAGGAAUCAAGCUCCCUGAUGUCCUGCUACCACCGGCCACCGGUGGCCGGGGAGGUGAGAAAGAGAGCGCACGAGUGAGCGAGAGAUGA
Exophiala aquamarina CBS 119918 is the source of this 2235-nucleotide messenger RNA. RefSeq lists its product as uncharacterized. The transcript has a single exon. Lineage: Eukaryota; Fungi; Ascomycota; Eurotiomycetes; Chaetothyriales; Herpotrichiellaceae. Gene Ontology annotation, cellular component: mitochondrial inner membrane. Bases 1 to 2235 code for a protein of 744 amino acids. Gene Ontology annotation, biological process: mitochondrion organization; protein quality control for misfolded or incompletely synthesized proteins. The record is from RefSeq and is a predicted model, not a curated record. Gene Ontology annotation, molecular function: metalloendopeptidase activity; ATP hydrolysis activity; ATP-dependent peptidase activity.